Messenger RNA from Lycium barbarum (goji berry), 1695 nucleotides. RefSeq lists its product as uncharacterized. The record is from RefSeq and is a predicted model, not a curated record. NCBI's taxonomy places the organism in Eukaryota, Viridiplantae, Streptophyta, Magnoliopsida, Solanales, Solanaceae. The transcript is spliced from 2 exons. Bases 123 to 1412 code for a protein of 429 amino acids.
AACGGCUCAAAACACUAAUUCCUCCACUUUUCCUCCAAAAUCUUACUUUUCUCUCAAACUCAACUUCAAAAUUCCGGUAAAUUUCAUCAACUUGCAACCACAAGGUACUUAAAUUCACAAAAAUGGCUUCAUCAUCCAGUGCUGCCCAAGUACCAUUGAUUGAAUAUUAUGACACCACCACCUUCCAGUCAGCAAAAUGUUCAAAGCUCUAUGAUAGACUGCUGGGAAAGAGCUUCAUUGAAGAGAGGGGCUUUGUAACAGAGAGUUUGGAAGAAAAGAUGCCCGAGUUCUAUGGAAGGUUGGUGACAAGCGGCUGGAUACGCUUUGCAGAUGAACCAAUCAGGGCAAAUCAUACCCUGGUACGGGAAUUCUACGCAAAUGCUGCAGAGGCAGACAUUACACAUAGGGCAAUUGUCAAGGUCAGAGGUGUAAAUGUUCUGUGCAAUGCCUCAAGAAUCAAUGCCUAUUAUAAUCUGCAGGAUGGUGACAACAGCGAGAUGGCACAGAUGUACGAAAACCUGCGGCAACAAUGGUUUGUGACCCACCUUCACGGUGGGGAACAACCAAAGUGGCUCAAUACAAUGCAGAAAAGGAUUGACUCUGCAGAGUUCACCGCUGAAGCCAAAACUUGGCUUGAUAUUGUCACAUCCAGGGUGCUGCCUUCAAAACAUGAUUCAGAGGUGCCGGUUGAGAGGGCUAAAGUAAUUUGUGCUGUGAUGGAAGGAUUGCCUGUUGACGUGGGGAGGCUCAUUAUGCAGGAAAUCCGGGAGGUGGUGCUUGAACGGACCAAGAGCUUAUUCUUCCCAUCACUAAUCACUUACUUGUGCUCCACUGAUGGAGUGCCCACAAGACCAGGCGACAGAGAAAAAGGGCCUGGUGGACCGAUUUAUCCGUUGAAAAAGAGAGGGCCUGGUAAUGUACAAAAGAAAAGGAAGAUUAAUAUAGAUGCAUCAUCAUUUGAGCAGUUCACAGCUACUGCAUCAGAUUCUAUGGGUGGGGCAUCUGCCCCUUCCAUGGCUAUACCAAUCUUGCCACCAUUACAAGAAGCCGCCAGGCCUUUCCAAUAUAUCUCCACCCAGGUCCAUGGGGUGGACAAUCGGAUCCAGCAGCUAGUAGCUAGUCUCCCUGCGGGCCCACAUGGCGAAGGCACAUCUACAGCUCCCUCAGUUCCUAUUGGUCCGACAUUAGCAGGUGUGGUGGAGGACAUGAAGCAUAUCAAAGAAAAGCAAGGAAAAAUUGAGAGGAGGCAGAAAAAGGCGAGGGAGCAUGCGAAGAAGCAAAGCAAAUUCCUGAACAAAAUGAUGAGCAUUCUGAGGAGUGUAUGCGGAGCGCAGCACGACGAGGAGGAAAAUGAGGACGAUUUUGUCCUGCCAGAGCCCAGCAGCUCCAGUUCAGAGAGUGAGCAGAGAUGAUCAUAGCACGCAGUGCUAGCAGGUAUAAAAAAAAAAAAAAAAAAAAAAGUUUUUUUUGUGUGUUGAUGUACUGCAGUGAGGACACUGCAAGUUUUUUGGUUAGGGGUAGGAACCUCCUCGGUUUUUCUUUGCCAGAAUUCUUUUCCCGAGGGGAGUUUAUUUUGUUGAAACUGGCAUGUUUAGGAUGUUACUUAGGUUGAAUAGAAUAAUUUUGUUUUAUUUGGUACGACUUGAUAACUAAUGGCAUGUAUUGUGUUUGUGCAAAUUGUUGGACCCCUCGAAA